AUGUUCCGAGCAGCUGCGAAGAAAGUGUGCGAGUUGGUGAUCGACAUUUGUGGAUCUUUUGUGUCAGACGCCGUCGGAAAUCGGAAUUCUCCCGGGAACAAUGAAGCUGCCAUGGCAAGAUCACAGUGCUGCGACGCUCCGCCGCCGAAGCGCUCCAAGCGCCUGCAGGAGAAGUGCUCGUCGCCGCGCGGGGGCGGGCCGCCGCCCACGCCCGUGCCUCGCCCGCCGCCCUCGGCGCCGGUGUCUCGGCGCACGCCGUGCGAGGCACCGCCCACGCCGCCGCCGACCGCCGCCCGCCACCGCCACCUCGGCGUCGGAGACGGCGGCCCGUCGUCGUCCCCGCCGUCGACGUCGGUGGCGGCGGCGGCCGGCGCCACCAGCUGGAAAGCAGCGUGUCGCCCGUGUGCCAGCUGUGGCGCGACCUGUCGCGGCGCGCGUUGCCUGCGCCGCGAGCUGGCCCUGGAGGGCGCGUGCGUGGACACGGCGGCGGCGUGCGAGCUGCUGCGCGGCUGCCCCAACCUCGAGGAGCUUGGUGAUCGCCGGCCGGAGGACGACCCGAGCCUGCUGCGCCGCGUGGCAGCGCACAACCACGAGCUGCGCCGGCUGGCCAUCAAGCGGUGCAACGGGUCGCCCGUGCGGCCCUACCUCGCCGCGCACAUCCUCAACAAGCUGCUGCGGCGCUGCCCGCGCCUCGUCGACCUCACCAUCAAGCAGUCCACCUUCCGGAGCAACAAGUUCUUCCGCGACUUGGGGGUCAUGCUGCCGGACAUCCGCCGCCUCAACCUCAACUUCAGCUCGUCGUUCGGCUCGGACGCGCUCAAGAUGAUCGCGCUGCACUGCGGCAAGCUGGAGGAGAUCCGUGCGUUGCGUAAGCGCACGCCCAACUCGACGGUGCCGCACUGCUGCGACCAGGACAUCGUGCUGCUGGCGCAGCGGCUGUGCGGCACGCUCAAGGUGCUCAAGAUCGACGGCGCCAUGCUGUCGGACGAGGGCGUGUCUGCGCUGGCGCAGUGCGUGCACCUGCGCACGCUGUACGUGCGCCACGCGUACAGCAUCACGGAUUCGGGCGCGGCGCAGCUGGCGCGGCUGCGCGCGCUCGAGUCGCUCGACCUGACCGGCAUGGGCCAGGUGUCGCCCGGCGGGUGGGCGCGGCUGUUCGCCGACAGCUCGUGGGCGCAGAUGCGCCGCCUGUCGCUGGCGCUGUGCCUGACGGUCAACGACGACACGCUGCGCCAGGUGGCGCGCGCCUGCCCCAACCUGGUCAAGCUCAUCCUGGCCGGGUGCAUGCACGUGACGGAGGACGGGCUCACGUCGGUCAUCCAGUCGUGCACCAAUCUCGAAAGCCUCAACAUCUGCCUGGCACACGUGUACGUGUUCAGCAGUUUUGUUUGGAUCCCUACCCACACUCCUAAUCUGAAGCGGCUAGUGUAUCAUCCGUACGGGUUAGAGGAGGAAAAUUUAAUAUUAAAGUUUCUCGGUGAUACCCUUCCCGAUUUGGAGAUUAUACGUGUGGAUCACCCAGUAGAAGGAAUAAUUCGGGAAAUAUAA
This is a messenger RNA of Gryllus bimaculatus (two-spotted cricket), 1548 nucleotides long. NCBI's taxonomy places the organism in Eukaryota, Metazoa, Arthropoda, Insecta, Orthoptera, Gryllidae. The record is from the annotation of a GenBank genome assembly.